Kuraishia capsulata CBS 1993 is the source of this 714-nucleotide messenger RNA. RefSeq lists its product as uncharacterized. NCBI's taxonomy places the organism in Eukaryota, Fungi, Ascomycota, Pichiomycetes, Pichiales, Pichiaceae. The record is from RefSeq and is a predicted model, not a curated record. Bases 1 to 714 code for a protein of 237 amino acids. The transcript has a single exon.
AUGAUGUUUUGCCGAUUUCUAACCUUUGAAGACUAUAUGAGGAAGCUAGAUGUUGUCAAUCGUGGAUAUGGUGGCUAUUCCACAAGUGAGGCUAUUCAUAUCCUUCCUGAGAUUCUUUCUGCAGAGACCUCUGAUCUUUCCAAAGUCAAACUGCUAACCAUAUUCUGGGGAACCAAUGAUGCCGUUGAUACUUUUCAGCACGUCCAGAUUGACCAGUAUCGUGAAAAUAUUGAUAAGUUGGUUAAGCUCGCACUUUCCUACGAUAUCAAACCGAUCGUGAUUGGUCCUACACUUCAUGACCCAAACUUGUAUAACGAGAACUACGUUUCGGGCCGUUUUCUCUAUGCCGAUACUGCCACCUCCACCAAGAAUAAGAUUUACUCGGAAGCAGCUCGUGAGGCAGCUACUGCCAAUGGCGUGCCAUUCGUGGACCUGUGGCAUCUGUUUCUGGAAUAUGGAUCAUGGCAAGAAUCUGAAGCAGACGAUCUGAAAGGCAAGGACACUGCUGAAGGGAAGAGUAUCACCGAUUUGUUAGCCGACGGUAUUCAUUUUGCACCUGAAGGCUAUCGAAUUUUGUAUGCAGGGGUUGAUGAGGCAAUACGUAAGAACUACCCCGAAUUGUACUGGGAUAACCUGCCCUCACAUUUGUGUGCAUGGGAUAAAAUCGACAAAAAAAAUAUCAAAGAGUCGGUUUUUCUGGGGGAGAAAGUGUGA